CUAAAUUUAAAAAUAAAUUCUGACCCAGAAAUUAAUCCAGCGACAAAAUUAGUGCUAAUUAACCAAAACGAAAUUACUGCUGUUACAGUAUUAAUUUCUAGUUCUAACGCGGAAUUACGAACCCUACUCUUAUUAAAGAACCCCAGAACCAUAGAAGAAGUAACAUCCCUAGUAAUAAAUCACUGUGCUAGAACAUCAAGUAAAUAUAAGACAUUCUGAUCACACAAUAACAUAAUCACCAAAAUAAUAAAUCGUUUCAAUCUAACUAUUUUUCAAAGCCCCAGCAAAAUAAUUUCCCUAGAACUUCGCAUUACCAAACAAUACAACGCCAACCUAUAUAUUACCCAAACAAUCAUAAUAACCGAAUGUCAAAUAAUGCUCCUAAUAAUUAUUAUAACCCGCAAAAUAUGCAAAGAACCCCAUUUCCAAGUCAACCUAUAAACAUUCAACACCGACCAAUUCAACAAAAAUUCUUAACAAACGAGCAAGUAUUCGGCAAACCAACAAAUGUAUUUGCACCCAAAAAUUCUCACAAACCCACAGGUAAACCGGAACCAAUGUCCACCUCAAGCAGACUACCAUCAACGAGGAAUUUCGCGCAAAAUUAUAGACCCCAAAAUCAUUUUCAAAACCGCUACGCAAACAACGGAAAACUACCUUUCGUGUUCGAAGAGUUAAGGGGGCGUCCAUUAAUUCUGUGGCUUGGUCGAAAAAGGGCCUAUCUAAGAAAAUUAAGUUUUGAGAUAAUCAAGGAUUUAUAUGAAAAAAUAAAAUACUUAUUACUCAAAUAUUUUUGUUUAGAAUUUAAUAAAUUUUUGCUACAGUAUUCAAAAAAGUAAUGUUAUCCAUAAGAUAUAUAUUUUUUUAAUAAUUACAAGAAUUAAUAAAUUUUUGAUUGUUAGGCCCCUGCAUUUUUUAAUUCAUAAACAUAAGCCCUAAUUAUGAUAGUCACAUGUAGCAUUUAGGCCCAAAAAAAUGGUACUUAGGCCUUAUCAUUAACAAGAACAG
Molecule: messenger RNA, 1008 nt
Organism: Psylliodes chrysocephalus
Lineage: Eukaryota; Metazoa; Arthropoda; Insecta; Coleoptera; Chrysomelidae
Source: the annotation of a GenBank genome assembly